CUCAAAGAUUACAACUAUUUACAGAUUUAUACAUUGCGAUUUGCCCCAAGAGCCAAGGAGGAUACUACGAGACUCACACACCAUGUCCACCACCACAUUUGCCUCCGAAGCCACCACCUUCGAAUUGGCCCUAACCAGCCUCUUCAGCGGCCCCCCUGAGACUACCGAAGCCGAUCUGGCCAAGCUAUUCACACCUACUUUCACACAACGCGACGAUGAGACAACGCGCGACUUCUCCGCCUUUGUUGCACACAUUAAGUGGCUGCGAGGAAAUCUUCCACCAGGAAGUGUGACGCUCAAGAUUACGCAGUUCCUGCGCGACGGUAAUCAAUUUGCGGAUAGACACAGCUCUACCAUGACGAUGCCAGAUGGAAAAGUGGGCGCCGCAGAGACAUUUAUGUUCGGGGAGGUGGCGGAAGAUGGGCGGAUCGAGUGGGUUGUGGAGACAGUGAAGCGGAAGUAGUGGAAGUGAUGGUUGGGAUAAGCCCGGCGGGAUGAGGCAUUAUUCUUGUGUGGUUACUAAAGAGACUCAAUCAUUGUUCUAAUGUGAGUUUGAUUGCGAUUACUAAAUUUUAAUAUCCGAGUGAGAGGGAAUCAAUGGCGUUAUCCAAACAGCUGAAUGCAAUACUACAUUCCCCUCACGGUUCGCAUCACC
Aspergillus costaricaensis CBS 115574 is the source of this 655-nucleotide messenger RNA. RefSeq lists its product as uncharacterized. The coding region runs from base 83 to 463 and encodes 126 amino acids. NCBI's taxonomy places the organism in Eukaryota, Fungi, Ascomycota, Eurotiomycetes, Eurotiales, Aspergillaceae. The record is from RefSeq and is a predicted model, not a curated record. The transcript has a single exon.